Vigna unguiculata (cowpea) is the source of this 1775-nucleotide messenger RNA. Its product is annotated as dof zinc finger protein DOF3.6-like. Gene Ontology annotation, molecular function: DNA binding; DNA-binding transcription factor activity. Gene Ontology annotation, biological process: regulation of DNA-templated transcription. The record is from RefSeq and is a predicted model, not a curated record. Lineage: Eukaryota; Viridiplantae; Streptophyta; Magnoliopsida; Fabales; Fabaceae.
AGCUCCUUUAUCUUUUUUCCCGUCCCCUGUGAUCUCUUUCUCUGCAACUCUCUCAUGUUGAUGUGAUUCUCCACCCACACACACCACCAAAGAAACAACCCAUCAACACUUUUACAAAAGAGAUACAAAGCUCUCUAAUUAACAAGAGCUAUGGUCUUCCCGUCCCUUCCAAUCUAUCUAGAUCCACCCAACUGGUCACAACAGCAGCAGCCUAAUCCGCCGGCAGGAAUUGGCAACCAGAAUCCACAUAUUCCACCACCUCUUCAGCCGUCACCUUCAUCAGUGACGGCCGCUAUCGGAGGUGGUGGUAGUUGCGGUAGCUACCCGGGCUCGAUUAGACCGGGAUCAAUGGCUGAUAGAGCUAGAAUGGCGAAGAUACACCAACCUGAUGCAGGACUCAAAUGUCCGCGAUGUGAAUCUGCCAACACCAAGUUUUGCUACUACAACAACUACAGCCUUUCACAGCCGCGGCACUUUUGCAAGACCUGCCGGCGUUACUGGACCAGAGGCGGUGCACUCAGAAACGUGCCGGUUGGUGGUGGUUGCAGAAGGAACAAAAGAAGCAAAGGAAGUGGCGGUAGAUCGAAGUCUCCGAUGAAACCCUCGACAGGUUCUACCUCUGCAAGUGCUAAUUCUUCUUCCAGUGGCUGCACCACUGAUCAUGUGAUGAUGACUCACUUCCCAACUCCAACGCAAACUCAAUUUCCAUUCUUGACCUCCUUGCAUCACUAUAACAGUGACUAUGGAGGCAUUGGAUCUCAUUUUGGGACGAUGACAACGACGACACCUUUGGUGGCUAGAAAUAGCAGCGAUGUUGAGUUUCAAAUCGGUACUGGUUCAGCUUCAUCGCUUGGUAACAGUAUGUUGUCAAAUGGACUCGGUGAGCAAUGGAGGUUGAACAAUCUGCAACAACAAGUUCAGCAGCAGUUUCCGUUUUUGAGCACUGAGCCACAGAUUGGGUUGUUUCAGUUUGGUGGUGGAGAAAACAACAAUGCUGAACCUCCAAGUUAUGCAAAAGAUGGAGUCAGGUUUAACAUUCGUUCUAAACUAGAUUCCAUUUCUGGUCUGAGUGGGUUGAUGCCUCAGGUUAACACGAUAAAGAUGGAGGAAAAUAUUCAAGGUUUGAAUUUGCCAAAAAAUCUCUUGAUGGGUGGUUCGGGAAAUGAUGCACUUUGGAAUGGAAGUGGCAAUGCAUGGAGUGAAGUUCCUUGUUUCACUCCUUCAAAUAACCACUUGUUGUGAUGAUGAUCCUUGCAGUAUUAUUAAGCCACUUCAAUUCUACAGCUUUUGGGUUAAUUUCCUAGUCGAUCGCCACAGAUAUAUUUUUAUGAUCAUCAUAGUAAUGCAUGAUCGAAUGUAUAAGAGUUAGAAUCAAUCACUUGCUGCUAACUUUGGAAUGGGAUUCUACCUUUAUGCACGAGUCCUGUCUUACGAGGAUAAAUGGGAAGGAAAGACAACACUUUGUGUUGUUACAUCAAGACAAGAAAAUGGUACGCAACGCAACUCUUCAAGUAAUUUCCUUUCUCCAACGUUGGAUGUCGUUGAUAUUUUAUGUUGUAUGAACAUGUUGAGCGAAGGUAUAUUGGUGUAUUUGUUUAUAUGCAUGUUUUGUGAUGACAUGAGCGGUUAAGUUUACUAAUUGUGUGAAAGUCUAGAAGGUUUUCUUUAUAUAUGGUGGUGAUGUCACUUUUAUAUUUUCUCUUUUCACGAUUUGCACCAGCUGCUAUAAUGUAAGUUCAGAAACUUUGAACAUUAAUGUGUCUGACUUCUUACCC